GUGGCGAUGGAAAUGAGGCGAAACAAAUACUUAGAGCCACGUGGACCGAGUCAUCACGAGGCUUGACUCGGUGAAACCAGAAUCAAUUCCCGAGCUGACUCACCAUCACAUUUCAUUCCCUAAAACCCUACCUUCAGGCUUCAAGCAGCGAAAGCGCGAGAAAGUGCGAGAAAAUGGCGAGAAACUCCGUUCUUCUGCGACACCUCCUUCGAUUCUCUCCCUCGUCUCGCGCUCGUUCUUCUUCUCUGAUCGAGACCCUAGCUUCAUCUCCGAUUGCUGUCCCAUCCCCUCCCAUUCAUACAAUUUCCUCCUUUUUCACCACCGCCACCGCUAACUCUCAGUUCUCGCGGCCUUGUUUGAAUUACCGCACACUUUGCUCUUCCUCAGGUCAAUCAAAAAUUGCUCUGAUUAAAUCAGAAGAAGAGUUCAAUACUUCACUUAGCAAGGUUCAAGAUGAAUCUUUGCCUGCAAUUUUCUACUUCACUGCAGUAUGGUGUGGGCCUUGCAGGUUUAUAGCUCCUAUCAUAGCAGAGUUGAGUGAAAAGUACCCUCAUGUCACCACAUACAAGAUUGACAUUGAUCAGGAUGGGCUUGAAAACACCCUAAGAAGGUUAAAUAUUGCCUCCGUGCCAACACUCCACUUCUUUCAAAAUGGGAAAAAGGCAGCUGAAAUAAUCGGUGCUGAUGUUGCCCGCUUGAAGGAUACCAUGGAUAAACUCUACAAGAAGGACUGACAGAAGAUUUUCCAGGGUGGGAGCUGAUGGCACAUGAUAGCUAAUCUGAUGGGUGAUAAAGCUUUCUUCAGAAAGGAGAAAAGGUAUCAAUGUUGAGACUGGGUUUAGUCAGGAUUGGCUUAGCUUUGAGUCUAUGAGGCAUUUUACAUAUCGUAAAUUACAUAAGACCUGAUUAUCAAUUCACUGGUAUGAGAAAACCUCAGUAUCAAAAUCUCCGUUUUGCUUCCAAAUCUAUGGAAAUCGGAUUGUAAUGUUGUCAUCGGUUCAUUGUCAUUCAAUUGAUAAAUGAGUUUCUGAUUCAUUAUCAGAGCUCACUCCCAUUGCCACA
Vitis vinifera (wine grape) is the source of this 1062-nucleotide messenger RNA. Its product is annotated as thioredoxin O2, mitochondrial. Bases 174 to 734 code for a protein of 186 amino acids. The transcript is spliced from 7 exons. Lineage: Eukaryota; Viridiplantae; Streptophyta; Magnoliopsida; Vitales; Vitaceae. The record is from RefSeq and is a predicted model, not a curated record.